GGGGCGUCGCACCAUCGUCGUCGGCCACCGGACCGACCGUCCCGUCUCGACCGAGCGAGACGAGAGGAGUCUCGCGUCUUGGCCAGUAUCAAGCCGGGAGCCGUCGUCGUUGUCGUUGUCGUCGUCGUCGUUGUCGUCGUCGUCAUUGUAGUUGAGAGAGAAAUAGAGAGAGAGAAAGAGAGAGAGAGAGAGAUAGAGAGAGAGAGAUAGAGAUAGAAAGAGAUAUAAAUAGAAAGAGAAAGAGAGAGAGUGUGAAAGAGACGGACAGAUAGAGAAAGAGAGAGAGAAAGAGAGAGAGAGUUCGAUCUUCUCCCUUCCUUCUUUCUCUCAGUGUUUCUCGAUCGUGUGUUUGUUUCUUACUAGUGUGCGUGCGCGUACGGUGGUGCGUAGCACCGACGAGGAGGAGUAGGAGGAGGAGGAGGAAAAAGAGAAGAAGAAGAAAAAGAAGAAGAAGAAGAGAAAGAAGAGGAGGAAAAAGAAGAAGAAGAACAAAUAGGAGGAGGAAGGUGAUAAAGCCGAAAGGGAGGAAAGGAGGAAAAAAUAUCCUCAUCGUCGUUGACGCCGUUCGUUGACGUUAUCGUCGUUAUCGUCAUCGUUGACGUCGUCCCCGUCGUUCCGGUCGUCGUUGUCCCCGUCCCUUUUCCCGUUUCCGUCAUCGUCUUCGUCGUCGUUGUCAUUGUCGUUGUCGUUGUCGUUGUCGUUGUCGUUGUCGUUGUCGUUUCCGUCGUUGUACUCGUCGACGUGUGCAAAGGAAUAAAGGAGGAAAAAAGAAGGAAAAAAGGGAAAAAAAUGGGGCGUACGCGGGGCCACGAAAGACGGAUCGAUCGCGAAAUAAACGUACGUCGGAACGACGGCGUGCACUACUAAGGAGACGACCUUUCCAACGAGGCUCGACCCGGAACACAUUUUGACUCUGAUACAAAUCUUUAACCGAACUUUAAUCUAUCUCUUGCAAUUGGCUUUCCCUCGAAUACAUUGAGGUUAUCUCUCUUUCUCUCUCUCGUCAAUUAGGUCGGACCACGUUCGUUUAUACGUUCGUUCGUACGUUCGUACGUUCGUUCGUACGUUCGUUUGUUCGUUCGUACGUACGUACGUACGUACGUACGUUCGUAGGUACGUUCAUACGUACGUGUAUACGCGUACGUACCACGCAUACUCUGAGUUUCUACCGCUCGCGCAGUGAAAGUGAUUUCGUUCGUUCCAACGACAAUUUAUUUUUUCUUUUGAUCUAGGGGUGGGGGAGGUGGUUGGUUAUAGUGGACAAUCGGGGGGGGGGGGAGUUUCUACCGUAUCUCUCUUUCUCCUUAACGAAGAUCGUCAAAGCAGCUCGCGAUGACAUCGUUCGCGAUCAGAUGACCGUCGCUAAGGCUUCAAGGAGUGCAAGGAAGAACGUAUAUGUGCGAGAGUACGAAAGAAAAAGAUAGAGAUAGAGUUAGAGAUAGAAAUAGAGAUAGAUAGAUAGGGAAAAAGGAGAAGGGUGAGAGAGAUAGUUAAGGAUAGACGGAAAGAAAGCUAAAAAAGGAAGAAAGGGAGAAAGAAAGGAAGUAAAGAAGAAAGGAAGGAAGGAAGGAAAGAAGGAAGAAAGAAAGAAAGAAAGAAAGAAAGAAAGAAAGGAAGGAAGAAAGAAGAAAAGAAAGACGGUGUUCGAUCGAGUCGAGAGAGAGACUCAUCUACUUGAGAAUCUCGGUGCUUCUUUUAUCGUCGCGAUCGUGAGUGUGCCUCGUCGAUAGGACCAUAAAGAAAGGGGUUGCUCGUGGAAAGAGAAUUAGAAGAAGAGAGAGAGAGAAAAAAGAGAGAAGAAGUAGAAGAAGAAGAAGAAGAAGAAGAAGAGGAAGUAGUAGUAGUAGAAGUUGGGAGAAAGCGGAGAAAGAAAACCAGUAGUGCUCUCGAGAAGACGACGACGUUGGGUAAAAGACGGAAAGAGAAAGAGAGAUAGAUAGAUAGAUAGAUAGAUAGAUAGAGAGAGAGAGAGAGAGAGAGAGAGAGAGAGACUACAGAUAUAGAUGCAAGUGUGUCAGCGACGUAGAACGAGUUGUCUCGAGGUGUUGCAAGGGUUAGGUCGUCUCUAAGCAGAAAAAGAGGAAAUUGAAAAAGAUCUUUUGUGCAUCGUCAAUAAAGUAAUCAAGUUUUUUAAUUUUGUCGAAAGAAACGACGAAACGAUUACGUACGUCUUUCGAUAAUAAUCGUAAUCUCCGAGAUAGUCAUUCGUCUAUCACAUCGAAAUCUAACAUAUCGUAGAUUCGUUUAUAUAAAAGAAGAAGAAGAAGAAGAAGAAAAAACGAAAGAAAUAAAAAAACAAUUGUCGUUCAGUCAGGACGAGCACGUUGUUCACUGACGGCCGUCAUAUCGUAUUUUCCCUCGCUUUUUCUCCCCGGAGCCCUUUCUCUCUGGGUCCACCUUCUCUCUUUGACUGACGCCCACGCACGCAUACCAAAGUGAGCGUGCGCGCGUGCGUGAUCACGUGCGACUGCAGCCAAUGCGCGCACUUUCUAGCAACAAAGAAUUACGGGAAGCCGGUGGGCAGUAAACAAGUGUAACGUAAAGGAAUUUUUUCGAUGUAUCCUUUGAGACCCGAGAUGAAAAGUAUUUAAUAACGAUCAAGAGAGAGAGAGAGAAAGAGAGAGAGAGAGAGAGAGAGAGAAAGCAAAGGACAAGAAAGAUUACUUCUUUGGAAAAGGAGUAACGAGAAUUAAAAAAUUUUCGAUUGGAGAAAGAACAAAAAGCGACGAGAAUGUACAAGAAGUAUUGGAUGUUAAGGGCAAAUGCAGCGGCUAUGGCCCUGAUAUUAAUGACCCUUUUAAUACUUGGACAGGCAGCGUUGUCAUUCGUUUUGGAUGGCUCGUCGACUAGUUACGCACAGUUCCGAAAGUGGAACGCCGCAUUGAACGGUAGCUUAGAGUUCGAGUUCAAGACCGAACAGGGCAACGGUUUGUUACUUUAUACGGACGACGGUGGUACCUACGAUUUCUUCGAGGUUAAACUAGUUGAAAGCGCGUUACGACUUAGAUAUAACCUCGGUGGAGGCGCGCAGAUCGUCACCGUGGGCCACGACCUCGGUGACGGUCACUGGCACAAGGUACAGAUAAGCAGAUCCAACGAGAAUACAACAUUGACGGUAGACGGUGUCAGCGCCGUAUCAACUUCGCGCGGCAAGGAGUUUGAAUUUGGAAAGUUGUCCGGUAACUCGGACGUUUACGUCGGUGGUAUGCCCGGUUGGUACAACAGCAAGCUUACCCUGUUAGCUCUGCCGAGUGUCAUCUUUGAACCAAGAUUCAAUGGAUUCAUCAGAAAUCUCGUUUAUGCUGAUGCCGAGAGUUUGGUACCAAGGAGACAGGAAAUGAAGAGCCGUGACGCCAAGUGUGCCAACUUCCCAUGCGUCGAAAGCGUCAGCAAACGAAAAACACCUAGGAGCUUACGGAACUCGAUGGCAGGCAACACGACGGACGCAUGCGAGACACGAGAUCCCUGUCAACACGGUGGCAUCUGCAUUUCAACGGAUAGCGGACCCAUCUGCGAGUGCCGUUCCGGUGAUUACGAGGGUGCUUACUGUGAGAAAGAAGCAUGGAGUACGGUGCUGCCUACGGCGGGUGCGGCCGAUUACUGGGAUUACAACAAAGUACCCUCGGAGGCGUCAUUUCGUGGAACAGAAUACCUUACGAUAGAUCUAAGCAAAGGGGAUCCCAUAUUAAGUACUCAGGAAUCCGUAGGACUUCAAUUUAAGACGAGACAACCUAAUGGACUUUUCUUUUACUCCGGAGUGGGAGAUGAUUACCUAACCGUGUCUCUUAGGGACGGUGGUGUCGCCGUUGGGAUGACUUUGGCCAAAGGGAGACUUGAUCUACAUAUCAAACCAGCCAGAAUUAGGUUCGACGACAACCAAUGGCAUAAAAUCAUCGUUCAUAGGAAGGUUCAAGAGAUCUCCUCAAUCACCAGUUUCUGCAGGCUUUCGGCCAUCGUCGAUGGAAUUUAUGCGGAACACGGACACACCGCAGGAUCGUUCACACGUCUAGCGAGCGAUCGACUUCUAGUUGGUGGUGGUGCUGAUGCGAGAUCUUUGCAAGGUGCCAAAGGGAUCAACAACUUUGUUGGCUGUCUAAGAAAGGUGGAAUUUACCGCGGAAGGCGUCAAAAUGGAGCUGAUAGAAGCGGCCAGAAGUGGUGCAGCGGGUGCCGCAGCCUGGGGUAAAAUGGAUUUUCACUGUCGCGAGCCAAGAGCCUCAGAUCCUAUCACUUUCACCACCAGAGAUUCUCAUCUCAAGGCUGCGGCGACUUCGGUUAACGCGAGGCGACUUCACGGCGCCGUGGUCACCUUCACCAGCUCAGAGUCCCACCUGGUUCUUCCACCCUGGAAAGCUUCCAAAUCCGGGAGCAUAUCCUUCAAAAUUCGCACGAACGAGCCGAAUGGACUAAUAAUGUAUAGUCGUAGCGGAGCACACACGAGGGAAGAUCUCUUCGCAUUUGAGAUCUUAGGUGGACACCUUUAUCUCCAUGCCGAUCUUGGAAGUGGAUCUGUAAAGGUGAGAGCAUCGAAGCAACGAGUUGACGAUGGUGUAUGGCAUGAUGUGGCCCUACGACGUGUCGACAGGGAUGGUCGUGUUACUGUCGACGACUCUACCGUAGAAUUUCGUACACCAGGCGAUUCGACCCAACUCGAUUUGGAUGGAUUGCUUUACAUCGGUGGAGUAGGAGCACCCUUCGCUCCAUUGACGGUCCCACCAGUUCUAUGGACUGGUACAUUGCGACAAGGCUAUGUCGGUUGCAUGAGAGAUCUCGUUAUUAAUGGUCAUCCCGUUGACAUCGCUGGAUAUGCACAGCAACAAGAUUCAGGUGCCGUGAGGCCAGCCUGUCACGCCCAACCAUCCCUACAUUGUUCCUCACAACCAUGUAUGCAUGGUGGAUAUUGUCUCGAGGGUUGGAACAGAUUCCAUUGCGAUUGUACCGGAACACCAUUUACCGGUCCUACUUGUGGAAAGGACGCUUCGACCCUACAUUUAAAUGGGACCCAACAAAUGACUGCACUCAUGCCGGAUGACUCGAGAACGCAAGCCGAAGAAGUUAUCGUACGUUUCAAAACGACCAGGCCACGUGGUCUAUUGAUAGCUACGAGUUUAGAAAAUAGCAGCGAUCGUUUGCAAAUAUUCCUCGAGGAGGGAAAAGCUAAAAUGCUGAUUCAUAUCGGCGACAGGGAAAAGAGCUUGACGGUCGGACAGGGCUUAAAUGACGACAUGUGGCACGUUUUGAGGUUUUCAAGAAGGGCGAGCUCGUUAAAAUUUCAAGUCGACGACGAACCUGCAAUACGUGCCGAAACACAACUUGGUAAGCAAAGCAUCCUACAAUUUCGGACGCUUCACGUCGGUGGAUACUUACAUGCCGGCGAAGACAUUCCUCACUUUGUCGGACAGCUUCAACAGAUCUGGUUCAAUGGUUACCCCUAUUUGGAGAUAGCCAGAAGUGCCGGUAGCCAUCAGAGUUCUCAUCAGGGUGUGACACCGAUCAUCAGGGUAACCGGGAAAUUUGGAAAAAGGAAUCAUCCUGUCCAUCAUCCUGUUACCUUCACCUCCAAACACACAUUUGUUGGAUUACCAGUAUUAAAGGCCUACGUGGAAACGAAUAUCUAUUUCCAGUUUAAAACACGUGAACCUAAUGGAUUGAUCCUUUACAAUGCUGGAAGAGAACGUGACUUCAUAGCCGUUGAACUGGUGAAUGAACAUAUUCAUUAUGUCUUUGAUUUGGGAGAUGGCCCUGUAAGAAUCAAGGACAAUUCGAAGAGUAGAUUGAACGAUGGCAAAUGGCAUGCCGUUAGCAUUGGAAGGCCUGCACCAAAAAGGCACACCUUGGCUGUAGACGAUCACGUUACUGCUGUUAACAGUCAAGGUAGCAACGAAAAUCUCGACCUUGAUGGAAUAUUAUAUAUAGGUGGAGUAGAAAAGUCUCAAUACAGUCAACUACCGAAACAAAUACUGAGUCGGCAUGGAUUCGAGGGUUGUCUUGCGUCCUUGGACCUUAGCGGCGAAAGUACCGAUUUACUCUCGGAUGCCGUUGUUCCGAGUUCUCUCGUCGAACCCGGAUGUGACGUAUACGCGAAUCUUCACGCUGGAAAAAAAUGUACUCACGAUGUAUGUGCGAAUCAUGGUACAUGUUUACAACAAUGGAACAGUUACACCUGCGACUGCGACAUGACCAGCUUUUCAGGACCUACUUGUAGCGAAGAAGCUGUGGCGUAUGAAUUUGGCGCAGGAAGAGGAAUCAUCACAUAUACGUUUCCAUCGGAUCGAAGACCGGAAAUGAAACGAGACACCGUCGCCUUAGGAUUCGUUACGGGAAUGAACGACGCGGUGUUACUUAGAAUAGAAUCAGCCUCUAGCAACGAUUACUUAGAAAUUGAGAUUGUCGAAGGAAACAUUUUUGCGGUAUACAACAUGGGUACUAACGACCAUCCAGUCGGAGAAGUAGGUGUCAAAGUAAACGACAAUCAAUAUCACGUCGUUAGAUUCACAAGAAGUGGAGCGAAUAGCACGUUACAAGUCGACGAUUACAAUCUUCAAUCAAAUCAUCCGUCCGGCUAUCAGCACUCAGUAUUCAAUAGCCAAUCGACCAUACAAGUAGGCGGCAGAUGGAAUCGAAGCAAAGGAAGGGUCGAAAGACCAUUUUUAGGAGUAAUCGCUGGCCUUGUCGUCAAUGGUGCAAGAAUCUUGGAAUUGGCUGCUGCCAAGGACAGUCGAGUUACUACAAGAGGAGACGUUCAACUUUUACCAGCUGGAAGUCUUCUUGAUAGGGCUGCUCCAUUGCAACGCAUGCAGCAGACUCCAGCAUCCGGCUUCCCAGGGGUGAUGGACGAUCUAAUCUUCUCCGGUGCCGGAAGUGGAUGUGCCGGCGACGACGAAGACGAAGAAUGCACUCCCAUUUACGAGCCUGGUUCCGGUAAGUAUGAUUUGAUAACGCCGGUCUACGUGGCACCUACAAGGCUACCAACAACUUUGAGACCAAAACAUACCGAAAAUAUUCAAGAACGACCGUCGUGCGAUGACGAAGAAGAAGAUUGCGAGGAAGGUUCGGGAGAACCUGGAACAACUGAGGAAAUAGUCGUCACAUCUUCUACCGCAGACACGAGCAGCCCAGUAACAUAUACGACGUCGCGAGAGUACUCGACAAGUCACAGCAGCACUCAGCACAGCCCAACGAUAUCGUCGUCAUCUUUAUCGUCAUCGACGUCGACGCGGGAAUUCGUCACAGUUUCUGUGCAAUACAAUGCUUCAACGAUCGACACAGAAACCAGCCAUAGCAGUAGUAGCGUUGUGACGCACCGAUCGACGACUGUGACAACCCAAACGAGCACUACAGAGAUGACGGACCCACCCCCACCACCUCCACCGCCAAUUUAUCCACCGAUGCCAACCCCACCGAAAAACAGUAACAAGAACAAGAGGAUAACAUCCGAAACUGCAGAAAAUGUGGCACUGAUAAUUGGUAUUAUAGCAGGUGCGCUCAUCGCAAUAGUACUCAUCAUCCUAAUAAUCUUAAAGUUUAAGAAUCGACCGGAAACUAGUUGCACGGUCGACGAGACUAGAAGAUUCUGUCAGGAUCCGAAUGCAGCUCUCCUUGGAGCUACUGGCUCUGGACAGCCGUUUAACGGUGCUCUUAAAAAUGGCGCGAACGGCACAAAUAAAAAACGAGAACUCAUAGACAUCAAGGAGUGGUACGUGUAGGCCUAGCCAAUUAAAAACGUGCAUCCUUCGAACUGGACUGAUAAUAGAAGAGAAAAUGAGAAAAAUAAAGAAAGAUAUAAAGAGGGAGACAGAAAUAGAGAGAAGUAAAGAAAGGGAGAGAAAGAGAGAGAAAGAGAAAGUAUCUAUCUUCCUCAUCUUACGCUCGACCACCGCACAAAAGCAAAAUCGUUUUAUCGUACCAGAAAGCGACGGUGGGUGGGACGUAGAAGAGAAAACCGCAAAACAUCGCAUCUAUGUAUACGCGGUAACGAGUUUCGAUACUUUUUCGAUACAACCGAGAUCGUCAGAAUUCGUGUGUGCCCUUUACAAAUCGCGCCACGAUCUCGCGAUCCUAACGCAUAGAUAGUUAAGUUUUCUCGAAAGAAAGACCUUUCGUUUAUUGUUAAACGUAGUUUUGAGAGAUUAAACGAUAUACAUUUGCAGCGUGCUAUUCAAAGACAGUCGUAAACUUAGGCAAUGACGAAAGUAUCAUAUACGAAUGAUAGAGAGUGAUGGUAAUGAUGAUGGCAAUGAUAAUGAUGAUGAUAAUGAUGGUGAUGAUGAUGAUGAUGAUGAUCCUACAUAGCGAUUAAAACUACAUUUAUUGUUGUAUAGAAAAAAAAAUAUAUAUAUAUUAUAUAUAUAUAAUAUAUAUAUAUACAUAUAUGUAUAUGAUAUUUACCGGUUACGUUAUGCGUGCAAAUUGUUUGUUAAAUUAUAGAUUUUAUUAAUAAAAGAAAAAAGAGAGAGAGAGAGAGAGAGAGAGAGAGAAAGAAAGAGAAAAGCGCGUUGUGUCUAUAUGAGUAGGCGUAAACGCGAUCAGCUUCCGGUAUCGAUCGUGCGAGUGAACGCAUCGAUCCCGAAGGAAAAUAAUUGAUCGUAGGUUAUAGGAUGGGGAAGUUAAUUAAAAGAAGAAAGUUAAGCUGUGAGAACGAUACGGUAGAUAUUCAAAAAAAGGACGACUCUCUCUCUGUGUUUCUCUUCGAGCAUCUGCUCCGUCGAAUCGUUGAAGGACAUACUCGAUUAUUAUUAUAUAAUACACGAUCGUGAUUCUUAUUAGAACGAACUUAAAGUAUGACCAGAAUUUCGAUGGGACAGCAAUGGAGAAGCGCCUGCACGUUUUGUACACACAUUGUUACACAGAAACACAAACAUACACACACGCAAGCAUGCACGUACAUUGUGCGCAUAACAUAUAACACAUUUAUACAUACAUACAUACAUAUAAAUAUAUUUUUUCAUAAGAACCAAUCUAACGAAUCUGGUCGGUACAGCUCGAGCUCGAAUAUCUACGUGGAAAUCGUUCCAUCUUUCUUUUCUUCUCGAAAUAAUAAAUAGAAGAUAUGAAAAGGAAAUGAAAAAAAAAAAAGGAAGAAAAAGAAAUAAAAUAAACAAAUAGUACUACGCACUGUACGUAAGUACAUAUAUAGGUACGGGUAAAUACAUAUAUACGUAUGUACAUUGAUCUCGUACGAUCGAUCAUUUGUAAUUCUGAAGUGAACAGGAAUCGUCAUAAAACUUCCUUCGAGAUAGUGUGGUGCGUGUUAUCGAAAUCGAACUCGGAUCCUCGCAACGAUCGUAAAAAAGAGAGAGAGAGAGAGAGAGAGAGAGAGAGAGAGAAUGAAUGAUCGUGAAAUGGUGAACGUUUAUCAAUAAGAAACGAAUAAGUAUUUACGCGUUGUACGAUCUUCCAUAAAGAUGUAUGAAAAAUUAGAAGAGAGAGAGAGAGAGAGAGAGAGAGAGAGAGAAAGAGAAGAGGAAGAGAAAGAGAGAGAGGAAGAAUAAAAAAAAAGAAAAAAAGAUAGAUAGAUAGAUAGAGAGAGAGAGAGAGAGAAUAAAGGAAUCGCGUAAAUUUUCGCGAGAAGAUAAUAAAGGAGAUAGAAAGAAUGAAUAAAGAAAAAGAUUCAUUGAAAGCAAUAUGUAUGCAUGUAUAAUGAUGGAACUAAAUUACGACAAGACGGAUUACGACAAGAUUAUAAGUAUCUCGCGUGUAAAAGAGAGACGAACAAGAAAAAAAGAAAAACGAAAGUAAAUGAAGAGAUGGUAAGAUGACUCUCUUUUCCUAAAAGUCGGAUGAGAAAAAAGAUAAAAAAAAAAAAGAAAAAGAAAGAAAGAAAAAAGGAAAAAGAAAAAAGAUGAUACUAUUAAUUAGUGUAGUGGCAUUGUAAUUGAAAGGAAGAGGAAUGAGAGAAUGAGCGCGUGAGAACGAGAGGCAUGCUCGACGAUGAUUCAUCGAAAUCGUUCAGGUAUAAAAAAAGAAAAAAAAAGAAAAAAGAAAAAGAUAGAAUGAAGACAAAAUAAUAAAGAAAAAAAAAUUAAAAAAAAAAAAAGAUGAAUAAAACUAAAAAAAUUAAAAAAAACACGUCCGAUUGUCAUAGAAGCAAACAAACAAACACAAAAAAGAAAAUGAAAGAAAGAGAGAAAAGGAGAACAGCCCUUCGCGUUUUAAGUGCGCGCAUUCACGCUAUCUCGAUCCCAAGGAUAAUAAUGAUUUUGAUUAUUUAUUUAUUUUUUUUUUCUUUUUUUUUUUUUUUUUUUUUUUUUUUUAUUCAUCGCUCGGUAUUUCAAACUAACUAUCUCUCUCGUCUAAUGACCUCUCUUCGCGUCCUUCCACGCUCGUUAAAAAAGAAUUUUUGUUAUAAUAAAAUUGAAUAUUUUCUUGAACUAGACAAGGAAUAUUCGUGCGUACCCGCGUAAUAUCGUAUCGUCGCUGUGUGUUCUUAAAUAUCCUUUUAAAGUAACGAGUAUAUAAAAUAUGAUAUAUACGGUAUACAUGUAUUUUGUCGGAGGAAAGUAUAGUAAGGAAAAAUAUUUAAAAACACAAAAAAAAAACAAAAAAAAAAGACAGAAACCAUAUAGCCCUAUAUUCUUACAGUGCGCUUGAUGUAAGAAAAAAUACGUAUAAUUGUGCGCACGAACGCGCUUAUUUGCAAUAAAAAAAAAUGUUUCAAAAAAGAGAGAGAGAGAGAGGAGGAGGAGAGAGAAAGAAAAAGAUAGAGACAGAUAAAGAACGCGUCGUCUUACAUAUUAGGAUACGCAUCAAGCGUAUUUGUGUAUGUCUAUAUAUGUAUAUAUAUGCGUGGGUACGUAUGUUGGUAUAUAUUUAUGUAUAUAUACAUACGCACACACGUGAACUCAAAACAUGUAUAAUAUUCCUACGAAAGAAGGAAAGAAAGAAAGUAAAGAAAAGUAUUGAGAAAAAGUGCACGCACGAAUAAUCGCAUUCGUUAAAAUAUUAUUAUUACAAAUAUAUCGUUUGUCCUAUCGAUUGUCUUUAUCUAUUACUUGUUCGAAAAAAGAAGUGUGGAAGGGACGUGUUAGCACGAAAACUCGAAAUCUUUUUAUCUUGACACGCGAAACCUUUGAAACUACUACUAUUUGUGUCUCUAACGCACAAAAGCUUAAAUUCGCGUUCGGCCGACUCGUAUUAAAAGUCCAUAGACCGUGGAUCGAAUGAAACUAAUUGCAAUCAGGCUUAUCUCAUCCCUCAAUGUAUAUUUCAACAACGAUGGUGGCUUCUCGCGCUUUGAAGAAAACAAAAAAAAAAGAAAAAAAGAAAAAAAAAGCAAGAAAAAAAAUAGAAAGAAAAGAAAAGAAAAGAAAAAAAGAAAAAAGAACAGAAAAGAAAGAGCACAAUAAUAAUAAUAAUAAUAAUAAUAAAAAUAAUAAUAAUAAUAAUAAUAAUAAUAAUAAUAAAAAUCGGCGAGCUUUUAUCAUCGAGUUUCGCCGUACUCGUGUCGCAUGUUUUUGCCGCCCCUGACUUUUUCCCCAACCAACCACCCCCAACCCCUCCAUCUUCGCGGAUCGUUCGAUCCGAAGCUAUAAAAGUAAAAAAGCGAAUCGAUGUCGAUUUCUUAGAAUUACAUUCGAUUUUAAUCUCGAACGGGCAGUCUUAACGAUAUAUCGUCGUCCCUCCGUAGAGCCGACGGAAUUGCGCGAAGACAUAUGUAUGUAUUUUAAUUGUUUAUUUAUUUACCUAUUUAUUUAUUUAUUUAUUUAUUUAUUCAUUUAUUUAUUCAUUUAUUUAUUUAAAAAAAUGUUCUUUCUUUUGCUCCCUCUUUCCUUUGGGAGAGCCAAAGAAUGAAAAAAGACCAUCAUCGAUAUUUUGUUUUUAUUAUCUUAUUCGGCGCUCGUACGCCACUGCCGCGUACGCUGAUUUUUCUUAGAAUUAGUAAAUUUCAGAAAAAAAAUUAAACGAUUCGCGAUAAAAGUUACAUAUUGUUAUCACUGCCCUCUGACUCUCUAUUUGCAUAUCCUUCGAUGUACCGACAACUAUUACGACGUUUAUACUAAUGCAAUUGUAACUUCUAUAAGAGUAUCUACCGAGCAAGGUGUUAUCCUACUAAAUAACUUAACGCAUUAAAUUACGAUUUAAGAGUCUGGCAAUUCGAUACCUUUCACCCUUUCGUCUCACCUCGAUAUCGUCUGAUAAACAAAAUGGCGUAAUAUUAUUAGUCGACAGGAUGAAAGGAGGAAAUGGAGAAAGGAUAUUGACGACGUAUACGGAGUCGAGGAUCCGAAAAGUAAGCGUAACACACGACGCUCACGCGGCUCCGCCUAUUCUCUCUUAAAUUAGGUAGACAGGAAUUAUAUUUUACAUUGUACAGUUGAUCGUGCGUACGAGUGCACUAAUAUUAGAUAGAGAAAGAGCAUGUGCUUCGCGCUGGGACGAGAGGAGCCGAGAGAGAAAAAUAAAGAGAGAGAGAGAGAGAGAGAGAGAGAAAGAGAGUAUGUAUAUGCGUGAAUGAGAGAGAGCGAGAAAGAGAGACGCCGUUCGAUCGCGCAUAUUUUUGUUGUUGGCUGACUCGUGACAAUUUUUACACGCCUAUACAUAUAUAUAUAACAUUAUACAUAUAUAUAUAUAUAAAUAUAUAUAUAUGUAUGUAUGUAUGUAUGUGUAUAGUAGCACUCGAGUGUGUAAAAGACUGGAGGGAAAAAGGGUAUAUAUUAUAUGCUGUGUAAUUCUUUCGCGAUCGUUCGAGCGAUCGAACGUGUUUAUUCAUCGUAUGUAAACCGCUCUAGUCAGCCUCUUUAUCAUUUCGUGAAUUAAAUACGGAUAUAAAUAAUGUAAUACGACGUAGGCGUAUGAUGCAUUUAGAUUUUUUACACGUGAAGGCGAAGCCUACUGUGCCGUUUCGUUAGAAAUUCGAUUUUUAAGCAGAAAAGCAUCUUACCAACCUAUAUCCUCUAUCCCCCUAUCCUCUACCCUCCUCCCCAUCCGCCUGGUCACUCACCUCGUCGCCAUGAAUAACUUUUGGCAAUUCAUUAUUAGGCGCGUCGAACGUACGUAAGUACGUUGCGUAAAUACGCGCGUAUUUAAUUUACUUACUAUACACAAGCACACAAAUACACAUACAUACACAUUACACAUAUUCACACUCAGUUAAACCAUUCAUCACCAUUUUUCUCUUUUUUCGCCCCCGCAAUGUAUCUUUUACAGUGAACGACUGGAUAAAGCGAAUAGAUUUUCACGUCAUACGCAAGAAAACACACGUCGCACCGUAGUGCGCGCACAUACGCGUUACAAAAUUUCUCAAAAAUGGAGACAUGUAAAUAAAUAGAGAUAAUGCCGUAACUACGAAAAUUAUAUGAAUAAAGUAUUGAAAAAUA
Molecule: messenger RNA, 13315 nt
Organism: Vespa crabro (European hornet)
Lineage: Eukaryota; Metazoa; Arthropoda; Insecta; Hymenoptera; Vespidae
Gene: Nrx-1
Product: neurexin-1
Exons: 26
Coding region: 2732-7705 (1657 amino acids)
Molecular function (GO): calcium ion binding
Source: RefSeq, a predicted model, not a curated record